Messenger RNA from Saccostrea echinata, 1522 nucleotides. RefSeq names its product phytanoyl-CoA dioxygenase domain-containing protein 1-like. The record is from RefSeq and is a predicted model, not a curated record. Bases 61 to 939 code for a protein of 292 amino acids. The transcript has 11 exons. NCBI's taxonomy places the organism in Eukaryota, Metazoa, Mollusca, Bivalvia, Ostreida, Ostreidae.
UGGCGGGGGAGGGAACCAGACUGAAAAAAGCUUGACCUACAAAAAAUUCUGUAAACAAACAUGGCGCUGUCCAGUAAGCAGAUGGAGCAGUUUGAGAGAGAUGGUUACUUGUUAGUAGAGGAUUUCAUCACACCAGAGGAAUGUAACAGUCUGUUGUCAGCCUGCCAUGAUCUUGUGGAUGAUAUGAAGCCAGAGGAACACAAUACAGUAUUCACUACUUUAGAGAUGAAAAGGACCUCUGAUGAUUAUUUUAUGACAAGUGGAGACAAGAUCAGAUUCUUCUUUGAGGAUGGCGCCAAAGACAAAGAUGGUAAUCUGCUUGUGGAUAAACACAAAUCAUUAAAUAAAAUAGGACAUGCCCUCCACAUUCUUCACCCAGCUUUCCGCAAAAUCACCUUCGACAACAAGGUCAAGGAUGUUGGGAAGAGUUUAAAGUUAGAAGAUCCUGUAAUUUGUCAGAGCAUGUACAUCUUCAAGCAACCAGGAAUUGGAGGAGAGGUGGUUCCUCAUCAAGAUGCCACUUUCCUGCACACAACCCCAAUGAAACUCUAUGGAGUUUGGAUUGCCUUGGAAGAUGCCACAUUGGAAAACGGUUGUCUCUGGUUCAUUCCUGGUUCACACAAAGAUGGUUUAAAUGGUGGCAGGCAGAUGAUCAGGAAUCCAGACCAAGGUGAAGGUCAGCCCCAGACUGUGUUUACAGCGCCACCUGUCAAGUAUGAUGACAGCAAAUUUAUUCCAGUACCAGUUAAAAAAGGUAGUAUGGUAAUCAUCCAUGGAGAAGUUGUUCACAAGAGUGAACAGAACAAGUCAGCUAAGUCUCGUCAGAUCUACACGUUUCACAUGUUUGACCAGAAAAACACAACCUACAGCAACCAAAACUGGUUACAACCUACCACAGACGUGCCAUUUACACCGUUAUAUCCUACACCACCUGCCUAACUGUGCCAUCUAAAUGACCACCACUGUGGGUGCCACCUAUUAGGAUACUGGCAACAUCACAAUUAUCCAGCCAGUACAUACUCUUCAAGAGAGACGAACACAAUAUCUAUAUAUAUUUACUCCACAAUAUCUAUAUAUUUAUCUAGAUUUACUCAUUGAUUUUUUAAAAUUCUUUGCUUUUAAUUUUUUCCCCACAUACAAUUGCAUCCCUGCAGCUUUUACCAAUACUGGCAGUAUAUGAUCAAUUCCAUUGAUUAUCAUGUAUAAUAAUUAACUUAAUUAUGCAGUUAUAUUUAUAUAUAUUAGCUUUUAAUUGAUUUUUACUUCCAAUAACCCAGGAUGGAUACUAUGUAAAGAAUCAGACACAAGAGAGAUUGAUUGAUUGAUUGAUUUAUUGUUUAUUCUCUGACCUAUUAUUGAGAAAUCUUGUAUCCAAUACAAAUCUUGAAAAUGAACUAGUUGUUCAUUUUACAAUCAAUAACUAUUUUGCAUAAGAAACAUUACUGUAAAACUUGUUAUUCCAGACAGUGUACAUGUUUUUUACCAAUGAGGGAAAUAAAAUGGAAAUCUUGAUAAAAGAAAA